AUGGGCCCCCAGUCCUUCGCUAGAGGCCGCGCUGUCGCUCCGCACGGCCCUGGACGCUCCGCUCUCCCCAAUCACUAUACUUCUCACUUCUCCUCGGACACGAACAGUCCAGACCACCGUGGAACAUACACCCUGCUCUGUGACACUGUGGGGGGGAGAGAACCAGGGACACGGGGGCAGAGAACUAGCGACACCGGGGAGAACCAGAACCAGCAGGACGCGCGAUGGACGCUAUGGAGGAUUCACCGUCGGGAGCAGAGGGCUUUGACUUCCCCCGACACUGACACCCUUCCACGCUCCCCGCUGGAUGGAUCUCUGCGGGAGUGGAGACGCCAUGCAGCCGCGAAGAUGGACUUCUACAUUCGCACAUCAGAGCUGUUUCGAGGACCCCCACGCUACAUGUAG
Molecule: messenger RNA, 405 nt
Organism: Knipowitschia caucasica
Lineage: Eukaryota; Metazoa; Chordata; Actinopteri; Gobiiformes; Gobiidae
Source: the annotation of a GenBank genome assembly